AGUAUAUAUAUCAGUGAUUCAGAUAUUGUACUGUGCGGCUUUCAACCGCUUAUUACACUUUGUUUAUUACCUACAAUUUAUUGUUCCAUAAUAAAAUAAUCGUGUUUUCUAUAACUCAGACCGCAGUUAAACGUAAUUGUGUUGUAAAUGGAAGAAACUCGUCAAUUUAAUAUGAUGUGAACUAAAAGUUUUGCGGUCCAUAACAUGAAAAAUAGGUUAUUCCUGUAGAAUUGUAACAUUAUGUCUUUCAAAGGUGUUUACGUGGAUAAUAAACCGGGUGAAUACAAAACUGAUAACGAUAUUAAAAAAAUACAAUUACUGUGUUUUGAUUUGACAAACUACACUGUCAAGUCACAAUUACUUUUGUGCAGUUUAGGUGUAUUUGUGUUUUUUAUCUUGUAUGGAUAUCUGCAGGAAUUAAUAUUCACCUUGGAUGGGUUCAGACCCUAUGGCUGGUAUUUAACUUUAAUUCAAUUCGGUUAUUACACCGUUUUUGGACUAAUAGAAUGUCGUGUUAAGCAUAUUGUUCGAAAAAUAUCCAUUGGAACAUAUUUAUUGUUAGCCUUAUUGACCCUUGGCACAAUGGGAUUUUCAAAUUCUUCCCUGGGCUAUCUCAAUUAUCCUACUCAGGUGAUAUUUAAAUGCUGCAAAUUAAUUCCUGUAAUGGUUGGCAGUAUUUUAAUCCAAGGAAAAAAAUAUAGGUUGCUAGACUUUCUAGCAGCUAGCUUAAUGUGCAUAGGCCUAAUCCUUUUUACCCUUGCUGACAGCAUGAUUUCACCACGAUUUGACUUCAUUGGAGUGGUUAUGAUCAGUUGUGCAUUAUUGUGCGAUGCAAUCAUUGGAAAUGUACAAGAAAAAGCAAUGCGGCAGUACAAAGGGACUAACACAGAAGUUGUAUUAUACUCAUAUAGUAUUGGGUUCUUAUACUUGCUGUUGAUCCUUUUACUGACAGGUGAUUUUGUAAAAGGCGUAUCCUUUUGUGCCAAGGUAAUUUUUAAUAAAAUGCAUAUGCUUAUUACGUUUAAAACUUCUUAUGAGAAUUACUACAGACAAGAAUUUCAGCAUCCCGUGGAAGUGUAUGGAUAUGGUCUACUAUUUUCACUCUGUGGAUACCUUGGCAUUCAGAUUGUCCUAACUCUGGUCCAAUGCUGUGGUGCCUUCGUAGCCGCAACAGUAACAACUUGUCGAAAAGCCGUAUCCAUUAUUAUCAGUUUCAUGUUUUUCUAUAAACCAUUUUCAUUUCAGUAUCUUUGGUCGGGAUUACUAGUGAUUCUGGGAAUUUACCUAAACAUUUAUAGUAAACAAGGAAAUUCUAAGAGUGACCUGCGUGAAAUAUGGAUAAAACUGAAGAGAUGUUGGAGCAACCAGAAUCGUAUACAGAGACAGUUGAUGGCUAAUGUGUAAAAAAAAAUAUAAUUUGUAUUUGCUCUGUACGUACAAGCACAGCUAUACUUGGUCUGCACAUAUGAAAAUGGACGAAUAUUUUUUUUAUCUACGGUACUUUUAUUGCCUACCAUGAAUAUUCUUUGCACAUUUUGUUCUAUAUGUAUAUUCCCAUUCGUGCUUACAAGAUUAAUAUAUAUAUGUAUAGUAUUAAUACGUACAUAGUAAAUACAAUUAAAAGGAAGUGUAAUCUCAGAUUCUAUAUUGAUAUUAAAAAUCUUUUUUUGCAUA
This is a messenger RNA of Cephus cinctus (wheat stem sawfly), 1674 nucleotides long. It is a transcript of the gene Papst2, whose product is annotated as adenosine 3'-phospho 5'-phosphosulfate transporter 2. The coding region runs from base 241 to 1404 and encodes 387 amino acids. NCBI's taxonomy places the organism in Eukaryota, Metazoa, Arthropoda, Insecta, Hymenoptera, Cephidae. The record is from RefSeq and is a predicted model, not a curated record. The transcript is spliced from 4 exons. Gene Ontology annotation, biological process: transmembrane transport. Gene Ontology annotation, cellular component: Golgi membrane; endoplasmic reticulum membrane. Gene Ontology annotation, molecular function: 3'-phosphoadenosine 5'-phosphosulfate transmembrane transporter activity.